UUGUAGCGUCUCUUAACCUAACCAAUACAAAGUUGCCGCUACGGUCGCCGGAAAAUCUUUAGGGUGUUGAGUCUUGUAUAGAAUUCUCCGGAAGCAAUAAUGGUGGGGCUUUCUGUUGGAGAGCAACACUUCGUUAAAGGUGGGAUUGCUCAAGAUCUUCGAACUGAUGGUCGGAAAAGAUUGGCUUACCGUCCUAUCUAUGUCGAAACUGGUGUAAUUCCGCAGGCUAAUGGUUCAGCGAGAGUUAAGAUAGGUGGUACCGAUGUGAUUGCUAGUGUUAAGGCUGAAAUUGGAAGGCCAAGUUCACUCCAACCCGAUAAAGGAAAGGUUGCAGUCUUCAUUGAUUGCAGUCCAACAGCAGAACCGACAUUUGGGGGGAGAGGAGGUGAGGAAUUGUCUUCUGAGCUUGCUUUGGCUCUUCAAAGAUGUCUUCUGGGUGGGAAAAGUGGAGCAGGAGCUGGAAUAAAUUUAUCUUCCCUUUUAAUCAAAGAAGGAAAAGUUUGCUGGGACCUUUAUAUCGAUGGCCUUGUUAUUAGUUCAGAUGGGAAUCUGUUGGAUGCCCUGGGUGCUGCCAUUAAGGCUGCUUUAACCAACACGGCCAUCCCAAAAGUCAACGUUUCAGCUGAAGUGGCAGAUGAUGAGCAACCAGAGAUUGACAUCAGCGACGAAGAGUAUCUACAAUUUGACACUUCCAGUGUCCCGGUCAUUGUCACGCUAACAAAAGUGGGAGCACAUUACAUAGUUGAUGCAACAGCUGAAGAGGAAUCUCAGAUGAGCUCAGCUGUAUCUAUAUCUGUGAACCGGGUAGGCCAUAUAUGUGGGUUAACCAAAAGAGGCGGGUCUGGCUUAGACCCGAGUGUUAUUCUUGACAUGAUCUCUGUGGCCAAGCAUGUGACAGAGGCUCUGAUGAGCAAACUGGAUUCUGAGAUUUCAGCUGCAGAGGCCUGCGAAGACGAAUCCUGACUUUGAGUUUUAUAGAAGUAAAGUUUCAUGAUGGAACAUGUUUUGCAAGGGAUUAACCAUAUUUGUAUCUGUGGGAAAUCUAUAUGAAGUCGGAACAGAAUAGCUAAUCAAAAAUCAUUUCUCCUCUGUUCUAAUGUUCCAUGCUUUGUGUGUUAGAAAA
This is a messenger RNA of Capsella rubella, 1123 nucleotides long. RefSeq names its product exosome complex component RRP42. The transcript is spliced from 8 exons. NCBI's taxonomy places the organism in Eukaryota, Viridiplantae, Streptophyta, Magnoliopsida, Brassicales, Brassicaceae. Gene Ontology annotation, cellular component: nuclear exosome (RNase complex); cytoplasmic exosome (RNase complex). Gene Ontology annotation, biological process: exonucleolytic trimming to generate mature 3'-end of 5.8S rRNA from tricistronic rRNA transcript (SSU-rRNA, 5.8S rRNA, LSU-rRNA); U5 snRNA 3'-end processing; U4 snRNA 3'-end processing. The coding region runs from base 100 to 963 and encodes 287 amino acids. The record is from RefSeq and is a predicted model, not a curated record.